CUGCCCCUGCUCCUGCUCCCGUCUGCAGCCGUGACUCCGGGCCGGGGGUUCCCGGCGGUGGCAGCGCGGGGCUCGCAGGGGCCGGCCGGGAGCUGUCCCCAGCCGGGGCUGGCGGGGAAGCCCCGGGCAGAGCGGCCCAACGCCCCUUCCUGGGCGGGAACGGACCGAGGCGUUCUUAGGAGGGCGGCGGCGGCGGCCGGGGCGCAGCGCCAUGAACCAGCUGGGGCUUUUGGGACUGCUCUGCGCGGCGCUGCUGGGCUGUUGGGAACCUGGUGGUGCCUUAACAUGCUUCGAUAAGCAGUAUAUAUACAAGGACAGAUGCUGCAACCGGUGUCGGCCAGGGGAAAAACUGGUCUCUGAGUGCAAUAAAACAGAAGACUCCAUUUGUGCCCCCUGUGAGAGCGAGCACUAUCAGCCAAGCUGGACCAAGGAGAAGCACUGUGCUCCUCAUGAUAUCUGUGAACGCAAUGCCGGCCUCAUUGUGAAGAUGCAUGGAAAUGCAACACACAACACGGUGUGCCAGUGCCGGGCUGGCACGCACUGCUCUGACAUCACCUGCCAGACCUGCGUGGAGAACCAGCCUUGCCAGCUUGGCUCUGGCUUUGUGGCAGCCAAGGCCAUGGACCGGAUGUCAUCCCCCUGUGAACCCUGUGCAGAAGGCACCUUCUCCAAUGUCUCUUCUAAAACUGAGCCGUGCCACCCCUGGACAAGUUGUGAGGAAAAGGGGCUGUUGGUGAAGGUGAAAGGGACAAACUCCUCAGAUGUGAUCUGCGAGUCCAGCAGGCGCUCCUCGCUGUCCGUGCUGAUCCCCAUCACAGCUGCAGUUGUCACAUGCCUCGUGGGUGUCUGCAUCUACUGCCUGGUGCACACAGAUUUCAGGCGACGAGUGCCAAAGGAGAUAGAGGCUGGGGAGCCCGGAGAGAACCCAGAUACCCAGCAGCCCACGGAGCAGGAUGAGAAUGUCUUGCCUGUGCAGGAGACCCUACUCAGGGGCCAGCCUGUGGCCCAGGAGGAUGGCAAGGAGAGCCGCAUCUCGGAGCAGGAGAUGCUGUGAAGGCGCAGGGCACUGCCUCCUACAGGAGCACGGACUGGACAGCACCAUCUCCUCUGUCCCCUCUCCAGCUGGGGAGGAAAUCUGGCAUCUGGCCUGGCUGCAAAUGAUGUGAUGCUGCAAAGGACCAUGGCACGACUACCCCACGGGAAUACCACUACGACUCCUGGUCUAGUCACCUGCACAGGGCUGCCCUGGUGGAACAAGGCUUGGCUGCCCACAUGGGGACAUGGAACAGAGCCCUAUCCUGCUUUAUGCCCAGGUGAUGCAAUGACCUGGGUGGCUGCUCGCCUGCUGAGCCCUUGCAGAGCCCAGUGCAGCCCCUGGCCACAGCAGAGUGUCACUGCUGACAGGAAGACCCCAGCACAAAGCCUCGUCUCCCGGAGUGCUGGAGAAGCCAGGGCUGGGAGAGGGAGCUGCUAUUGUGAGAUCACUUCGGCAGGGCUCAGUCCCCUGCCUGAGGUGCUGCGGAGGCGCUGCCCGUGCCCGGUGGGUGCUGACAUCCGGACAGGGCACCCUGGCCCGGCCGGGGCACCUCCGUGCCGUCCAGCGCUGCCGGGCUCCGUGGGACGAAAGGCAGGAGUGUGGCAGGCAGCGGCCGGGAGAUGGUGCUGCGGGACCGGCGCGGGGCGGCACCGGCACCGGCACCGCCCGGCCCGGCCCGGCCCGGCCCGGCCCGCUGCGCUCCGGGCGGCGCGGGGGGCUCUGGCCACCGGCUUGCCCAGCGCGGGAGCGGCCGCGCUCCGGCACCCUCCACCCGCUGCUGUGUGAUUAAACGUGAUUCUCUGCCCCCUGCGUGAGCAGCCCCCAGCCCCUGCCGCCCACCGGCGGCCCCGGGACCGGCGCUCCCGGCUCUGAUGUUCCGGGAAGGAUGGUUUGGGAAUGGGCGGGUGCUCCCAAGGUAGAGGAGAGAGGGAAGAGCUGCCACCAGCUGUGCCGACCCCCACCGUGCCCCCAGUCGCUCCCCAGCACACCUGGCUGGCCCCACUCCCCUGCGUGCGCUUCCCCUGUGGCUGCCCUCACUGACCCCCACAGCAGGAGCUGCCCCAGCACAGCCAUGCCCAGCCCGUGUCCCGCGGGCAGUUCCGUGCCCCUCACCUCACUGCUCCGGCAGUAAAAUGCACAAGUGGGGUCCGUCACCCUGCAGGGCAGCACUGUGGGGUGCUGUGGUGUAGCAGUGGAGUCACCACGGGCUCCAAAGCGCUGGUGUGGGGCUGCAGUGGCACUGAGCCCACUGCAGGCUUUAGGUGCUGGGAGCAGCCUCAGCCUGUGACCCACCACUAUCUGAACACAGGCAGCAUGACAUGAGAAAAGCCAUAAAUCCCAGAGCAGGAGCAGCUGGAGCGUGGAGCAACUUUGCCAGUACAGGCGGUGGCACAUUAUUUAAGGCUCCUCUUAAAACCUAAUGUUAGGUUUAAUAAGGGAGAUAAAAACAUGGCAGCAGCUUUCCCUCCUCUCAGGGCUUGGCAAUCCCAGCAGUGCUGGUGGGAUGGUUUCAGGCUGGGCAGCAUUCCCUUGGCACUAGCCCAGAGAACACCCAGUUCUGGGGACAGAUGUGAUCCCGCUCCUGCUGGAGGAGACGGUGUUAUGUGGGCCACAGAUGCAAAACCUUUGGCCCAAACGUGAAGCCUGUGGUCCCAGAUGGUUUCCAAAGGUCUCUCUCCCCAGGUGGCAGGCUGAACUCUCUGGGGCCACCUCCCCGCUUUCCCCAAGGCUGACCCUUCCCUGCUGGCAUGCAGCAUGCUCAGUGCCCACUCCCCCGUGUCAGACAUGUACCAUCUCAUUAGUGUGUCUGCCCCCAAAGUGAGAAGGGAGAGUGCAUGAGGCCUAAUUGAAUGUAACUAAUUAUUCACUCUGCAAAUGCUCUGUUUAAAUGGGAUUGUGAGGGACAGAAUUACUCAUUCCGAAAAGGGGAGAGAAAAAGAGAAAGACAGAGAUAAAACAAAUAGAGGCGGAUGCUGGAGCUGCAGCUCGCUCUCUCUCCCUAGAAUACCAAUUACCGGAUGAAGUGAUUGUAUAAAUCUUUACCGAGUGAACGGACUGUACUAGUCACUUACUCCUGUCCUCUUAUUAUGAGGAAGCAAUGAAAAAUCAUCCCACUCUCCAGUCCAGUUAAGGGUUCCCAGUUGCUGUCUUGGGCAAUAUCUCACCAGCUGGAGAGCUCGUCUUGGGGCUUUCUCAGGGUGGGGGUCCCACUGAGACAGGGCUGAGCACUUGGUAGGAGCCCACACCCCUCCUGCACCCCCAGCCCUGGGGAGGAGCAGUGGCUGUGCAUGCUCUGGGGAGGUGCAGGACCUCUGCCCCAGCAGGAUCCAAACCAUGCCAAGCCAUGCAGCACCCUGGAACAUGGGGACACAUGGGCUGGCCAAGGGCCCCAGUGUCACACAUGUAACACAUCACCCCAGGACCCCAGUGCCUGGCUCAGUGGCACUCCAGGUCUUGAUCCCUCACCUUCCUUGUUCUUCCUUUCUGUGGGUCCAGCCCUGCCAGGGCCCUGGUCUCCUCCUCUGGCUCCUGCAGUGCUCACUGAAAAGGGAGAACACAGUGCUUCCCACCCGCUUCCCACGCUGCAGUCAAUGUUUCUCACUCAGGGUGUCUCUGCUCCACUGGUUGCAGAAAUGCAUUUAUUAGCAGUGACCUCCAUCACUCUUGCCUGCCACAUCUUUUAAUCCCAGAUCCCUCCAAACACCCACGUUUCUGUUCUCAGUAGUGGUGUGGGAUGGGAGAGGAGGUCCUGGCCAUGCAGAGCUGGGGAAGCUGACAGAGUCCUCAUGGACCCUGCCAUCAGUGGGGAGCACCCACAAUCUGGGGUCCUGCUGCAUGAGCUGGUGGGGACCCUGCCAGUCCCAUAUUCCCUGCAGGCAGCCCCAGAUCCCCCUCACCAGGAGGCACCCAAAAGGAGCUGCUUUAUGGGGACACCUGGUCUCCACAUCCUGCAGCCAGAAACAGAGAGACGCCCUCACGGGGGGCCCUGCAGGUGCUGCUCCAGAGAAGCCACAGGAGUUGUGUGAUAGGUUCAGCUGGUGGGGAAGACAGGCUGGGCACAAGUCAGUGAUGAGAGGGUAAAGCCUCCAGUCUGUCCUGCCUUGUCCUGAUUGCCAGCAGUGAGUUUCCAUGCACUGGCGAUGUGCGUGUGUGGGUGUGAGGGAGAGAUAACAUCAUCAUCAUCAUCAUAACAAAUGCAGUUGUGCAGCUCCAUUCUCUGCUUAUUGGCUUUCUUCUCUUUAUCUAUAAAUAAUUGCGGGGACACAAUAGACUUUUAAGUCUGCCAAA
This is a messenger RNA of Taeniopygia guttata (zebra finch), 4324 nucleotides long. It is a transcript of the gene CD40, whose product is annotated as CD40 molecule. Gene Ontology annotation, molecular function: transmembrane signaling receptor activity; protein binding. Lineage: Eukaryota; Metazoa; Chordata; Aves; Passeriformes; Estrildidae. Gene Ontology annotation, cellular component: CD40 receptor complex; external side of plasma membrane; membrane. Gene Ontology annotation, biological process: immune response-regulating cell surface receptor signaling pathway; immune response; B cell activation. The record is from RefSeq and is a predicted model, not a curated record.